Messenger RNA from Eruca vesicaria subsp. sativa (arugula), 702 nucleotides. The record is from the annotation of a GenBank genome assembly. NCBI's taxonomy places the organism in Eukaryota, Viridiplantae, Streptophyta, Magnoliopsida, Brassicales, Brassicaceae.
AUGGGAAGUGCUUCACUUGUACUGUUUGCGAGACUCUCGGGGUUAAUUAUCGCGGUUUUGGUUGUAUACUGGGCUCUCUUGCUCGUACCUCAUCAAGGCCUCACAUACUCUACUCUUCAUCCUCUGCUGAUGGUAAUUGGCUUUAUUCUUGUAAGUGGAGAAGCGAUUCUGAUACACAGAUGGUUGCCUGGUUCAAGAAAAACGAAGAAAGCAGUUCACCUAUGGAUGCAAGGAGUGGCAUUGGUCUCUGCUGUGUUUGGGAUAUGGACAAAGUUCCAUUAUCAAUCGGGAGUUUUCUCAAACUUCUACAGUCUCCAUUCUUGGAUGGGUCUACUCUCUAUUUCUCUCUUCGCUGCUCAGUGGGUGACUGGGUUCUUGAGCUUCUGGCAUAGAGGAGAAGUAAGGACAACAAGAACCACGUUUCUUCCAUGGCAUGUCUUCCUCGGACUCUACACCUACGGUCUAGCCAUUGCCACCGCUGAGACCGGACUUCUUGAGAAGCUCACUUUCCUUCAGACCAACAGAAACGUCCCAAGACGCUGUCAUGAAUCAACGGUCGUCAACGGUCUUGGUCUUGGCUUAGUUUUGCUCAGUGGCGUUGUUAUAACAGCUGCUAUUUUGCCAAAGUAUCAGAAUAGCCAUUCUGGUAAUGAGAAACUCGUUUAUUCAUCUCAAGAUCGUCGCAAAUGUCUGACUUCUUGA